Molecule: messenger RNA, 351 nt
Organism: Prunus armeniaca (apricot)
Lineage: Eukaryota; Viridiplantae; Streptophyta; Magnoliopsida; Rosales; Rosaceae
Source: the annotation of a GenBank genome assembly
AUGUCUAAAGCUGGUGUAACCUCUGAAGCCAAAGCCUUGGCUAUUGCCAAGUUCAAGAAAUCUCGGCUAAACAAUCACAAUGCUGACCCUACUCGUAACCAGCCUCUCAUGAAGUGUACCAAAUGUGGUUUAGAUAACCAUAUAAUUAAGGGCUAUUAUGAGAUCAUUGGUUAUCCAGAAGGAUGGGUUCACAAAGGGCAAAAGAAGGAUUUGAGCAGACCCUUCUUUGCAUACGCUGAGUCAUCUACUUGCAUCAUAACUUCCAUCAGGUACAUUUGGCUUCAAAGCCUGGUGACGCAGCUCGUGAUAGCAAGAAUGAUGAAGAAUAAAAAAGAAAACAAUAAACCUUAA